GACACUAGAUCUGGCUAGUUAACAUGUCUGGAAUGAGCGCGAGCCUACCUCCCAGCUGGCAACUCUUCAGGCGUACUCGGAUUCCAAGGUUGGAAGAUUAUCUCAUUCAAGCAUAGCUUUCCCAACGAUAUAUAAGCAAAGCUAGUGUGGUGGUCCCAGCAGAGCCAGCCUGAGCAUUGGGAGAUUCAUCCACAGGGGAGUACAGCCUUCAAACACUGGCAAACAUGAUGAUGAUGAAAGUAGAAGAGCUGGUGACUGGGAAGAAAACUGACGAUAAAGAUACCGGCAGCUUCCUCCCAGAGGACUUCAAAACUGGAGAGUAUGAAGCUGCUGUAAAAUUAGAGAAGCAAGAUGACCUAAAGACAGCCUCUGAUCACCUACUAACCCAAGUAGACAUGGCUCCCGGGAAGCAGAAGCAUGAGGCAGAGUUGAAGAUGAAAAAACUACAGGAGAAAUCAAAACUCGAAAGCUUGGAGGACCUUGAAAAAAUUAUUCAGCUGAAGAAGAAGAAGAAAUGCAGGAAAGUGAAAGCUCCCCUUUUAAAGGAACCCGAACCAGAAGUUAUUACAGGGCCAGUGGACAUAGCCAUGUUCUUCAGAGCUGCACUGGAGAAUAAGUUGCCAGUCAUUGAAAAAUAUUUGUCAGACAAAGGAGAUCCCAAUGUCUGUGAUGAGUACAAGCGUACUGCAUUGCACAGGGCAUGCUCUGAAGGACAUCUAGAGGUGGUCAAGAAGUUGGUGGAAGCUGGAGCCCUGCUUGAACUGAAAGAUAUGCUUGAAUCUACUGCCUUGCACUGGGCAUGCCGGGGAGGAAGCCUGGAUAUUGUGAAAUUCUUACUGGACAAAGGAGUAAACAGAAAUGCAAGAGACAAGCUUCGCAGCACCCCACUGCACGUAGCUGUGAGAACAGGGCAGUACGACUGUGCCGAGCACCUCAUUGCUUGCGAAGCAGACCUCAACGCCAGAGACAGAGAAGGUGACACACCAAUGCAUGACGCUGUCAGGCUGAACCGCUACAAAAUGGUCCGGCUUUUGAUUCUCUACGGGGCAGAUCUUACCAUCAAGAAUGGCGAUGGAAAAACCCCUAUGGACCUCGUUCUUCAGUGGCAGAAUGGCACCAAAGAGCUGUUCAACAAUCUGAAGAACAACUCCUAUAAGAGCACCCAACUAAACAAGUUUUGAAGAGACAAAAGCCAGACUGCUCUCUUUUUGCUGCUUUUAAAUGCUUCGCAUGAUCCUGGAGGAAAAUAGCCCUGAACAUACUAUAUUUAUUGAAGAUAUUUAUUGUACUAAAUUAUUUGAAUUGCCUUCACUGAAAAUGACAAUUCAGGUAGAUUGAGAAUUAAGUUUCCACUGGUUUUAAAAUAGCUUUAUUUAUUCCUAUUUAUUUCAAGGGUAAUUUUUAAUGGUUCUCAGUAUUAAUUUUUUUAUAGUUUUAAAUUGCAAUGCAAUCUUUAUCAGCAACAUGAGCCAUUUUAUCUUGAUGGCACUAUUACCAACCUUAGCAACUUCCAUCAAGCCUUCCCACAGUUCUCAGUAGCUAAUAUUUGCAAUUGCUGCCAUGCCUCUGCAAAAUUCUCACUUUCAGAAAACUGUAUUACGUGAGUGGUGAUAUGUGGAAGAGAAAAGGAGUAAUGGAAGAAGGUCUGCUGAGACCCCAAGUGGAUUUAAAGGAAUAGCUGAGUAAUGGGGUUUAAACGUGCUAUAGUGAUUGUGGCUGAUAAAGAGCUCACGGACAGAGCUCCAUCAUGUAGCCAUAUGGACUGCAGGAUUCAGAUGCAACGUGAUGAAGGUGAGAGGAGACGGUAUUGGAAAUGUGGAUUUCUUAAAGCUGGACUACUACAAAGUCCGAUGAUCGAAGAAUGUAAAAAACAGAUGAUGUAUAUUUGUAAAUUUGUACUGCUUUUUCUGUACAUUUUGUACUGACUUAUCUCAGAUUAAAUAAACAGCGUGGUUCUUUGUACUUGCUAGAGUGUAUUAUGGAACAGUAAGCAUGCACCAGACAGUUCUCUUGCUCAGUUCAGACCUUAGCCCCUAAAAUUUAUAGAUACUAAAAAAAAAAAUCUAAGCUGCCUAAAGCAGCCAGCUCUUGAGAUACCUUCCUGCCACUGUUAGAUAAAUACUGUCUCUUAUUUUCUUCCAUUAUGCAGAAACACACAUACAGAAACAGAAAGCCAGUACUUAAGAGGCUAGUAAGAUACAAAGUUAUACUUUUAUCACUGAGUUUGAUUUAAAAUCCCCUUUUCUCAGCAAUCAGUACUUACUGUGUGGAGCACACAAGACAGCUUCAAUUGUCCCAGUCAAGGAAGAUGUGCAAUCCUGCUAGGAAAGAAAGGUAUCUUUCCCCUUGCUUUAGUAGAGGUAGAACAAUGUUAAUAGGCUUGUCAGCAGAACCACUGAUGUGAAAUUUCACUAGGACAUCACAUGCCAUGUUCAGUUAAAAUCUGAACAUCCCAUGGAGCAGCCUCCCAGUGAAAUAUGCCACAGGCUCCCAUGAAGAUUCACCAGUCAGUAAAGCUGGCUUCUAGUGAGCAGACUUUACAGUGUGGCCAAAACAAAGUCCUGGGCAAUGAAACAAUGGACAGUGAUGAGUAUUUGUUACUUGAAUGCCAAUCUUGGAAAUGAAUUUACAGAAACCCCAUAAGGAGCAGGCAGAACAAAUGCCUAUUCAAUCUGUAACCAGCUACCCUGUGCUGAAGCAACAGAUUUAGACAGAUGAGACUUUUCACACAACAAGCACCGUAAUUUGUGUCACCUGAGAACACAUUUUUUUUUUCAUAAGAACCAUGUCAUGUCUCUGCUUGCUAUCCUCCUCUGCAAGCUACUAUUUCUGUACUUGUUUCUGCACAAUCAUCUGGACAUUGGGAGUAUAUCUUUCCAGGAAACAGGAAUUACAUCAGUGUUGGCUAACUCAUCUUGACUAUCUUAAUAACUGAGCAGCAGUUCAGUGCUCCUGGAAACUGGGAGAAAAAGAAACUUUCCACACAGUUCCUGAAGCACUGCACCUACUUAAAGAGCAAGGAUGCAGAUGUUACAUUUUCUGGAUGAGGGCAAACAAGUGACAAGGAGGAUAUCUUGCAUUCAAAAGCUUCUCUCUGCAUGCUAGUUACAAAACAACUCUCCUCAUGCUCAGGGUUGAUGAGUCUCUGGCCAAGGUAUAUGACUUACAGAAGUUACACUUUACAGGCACAUUUCCAGUGCUUCUUUAUUUGGUUAGAACCUUACUUUAGAGGCAAGUCCAUAAAUAAGAAGCCACUAUAUAUAAUAUCAAUAUCAGUAUUAUCUCAAUACCGCAAUAAAGCACUCACAUGAUGAUGUCGACCAGUAAAAUAAAAUCAAAGGAAAACUAAUUUUAUUGCUUUUUGAAUGAUGCAAAAGCUGUUGUGACUUACACCAGCAUUUUAUAAAACUGUGACUCUACUGAGAGCUUUGUUAGCUCCUAAGAGCUCAGAGAUAACCCACCGCAAGGCUUCUGCGGUACUUUACACAUCACAACUUGUGCUUCUCAGCUUGUUGUCAGGUAAGAAUAGAGAAUCACAGAAUCAUUAAGGUUGGAAAAGAUCACUAAGAUCUGGUCCAACCAUCCCUCAACACCAAGCCCACUAACCACACCACAUCCAUGACUUUCUUGAACAUGUCCAUGGACAGUGAAUCCAUCACCUCCUGGGCAGCCUGUGCCAGUGCAUCACCACUGCUUCUGAGAAGAAAUUUUUCCUAAUAUCCAAUCUGAACCUCUCCUGCUGCAAAUUGAGGCCAUUACCUCUCGUUCUACCACUGUUACUUGAAAGAGGCUGACCAUCACCUCAUUAUAACCUCCUUUCAGGGACAUGUAGGGGAACAAUAAGGUCUUCCCGGAGCCUCCUCUUCUCCAGACUGAACAAUCCCAGUUCCCUCAGCCCAUAUUACCUGCUUUCCAGAUCUUUCACAGCUUCGUUGCCCUCCUCUGGACACGCUCCAAGGCUUCAGCAUCUUUCAUGGGGCAACACAGAAUUGGAAUAUUGGAAUAUUCAGAGUAAAGGUGCCACAAAAGCAUCUCAAGUACAGCAUCUUACAUAAUUUUUAUAUUGGUCAAAAGAGAAACUUCAGUCAACAUUUGGAAGAUGUCUGAAAAUGCCUCACUGAUUAGAAAUCUGUUGUGACUGCUUUUUUGGAUUAGAUUUACUGAAGCACUAACGGGAAGUUAAUUGGAAAGUCAGGAGGCAGCAAAACAACCUGGACAUAAAAAAAAAAAGACAUAACAGUAACAGUUGUGUGACAUGGAGAUUGCUCAGGCCUAGGUGAGACAGCUGUUAUGCUGCAACAGCACACCAUGCUGAGCACACAUUCAGGAUAACCUUGGGCUCUUCCUAUCCAUGGCAAAUGUCUCAUGUUACUGUUUGGCUUUAAGUUGGGAUGGUUUGAUUCCAAAGGCAGAGAGAACCUUUGUGCUGUGUGUCUAACAGGUUGAUUUAGGCACUGCUCCUCUGAUACAAACUCAAGAUUUCUCCUAGCAAGCAACAUAUACUAGA
Messenger RNA from Lagopus muta (rock ptarmigan), 4507 nucleotides. RefSeq names its product ankyrin repeat domain 1 (gene ANKRD1). The transcript is spliced from 9 exons. Gene Ontology annotation, cellular component: nucleus. Gene Ontology annotation, biological process: regulation of transcription by RNA polymerase II. NCBI's taxonomy places the organism in Eukaryota, Metazoa, Chordata, Aves, Galliformes, Phasianidae. Bases 225 to 1181 code for a protein of 318 amino acids. Gene Ontology annotation, molecular function: RNA polymerase II-specific DNA-binding transcription factor binding. The record is from RefSeq and is a predicted model, not a curated record.